AUGACUUCAAGAGGCUCGUCGACUGCGCGUGCUGCGCUGCAGCCGAGCUCAGUGGCCAAUCAUCAUGCUUCAGGUCGUCCGGCGUCUCCCGUCAAAGGCUCCAUGGCGCCGCCUUCUUCAGCCGCUCGAGCAGCAGCGACGAGCGCAGCGCCUCGCACUCGCGACACUUACCAGGCCGCCUCAUCUGCUGCUCGUCCUACUUCCAAGUCGGACCGCGAUGCUGAGCGUGAGAGGCGAGCCCGCAAGGAGCGCGAGCAGCAAGAGCGAGAAGCUAGUAAACCCAGCGGUCGCUUGGCUACGGAGAAGCGGCGAGAGCACCGCGAUCCCGCAGAGAUCGGUCCUUGGGUGCUCGAAAAGCUUGUUGGUCAGGGCGCUAGCGGUCGCGUCCGCCUGGCCAGACACAAAUACACCGGCAAGCAAGCUGCUGUCAAGAUUGUACCCAAGCAGCUCAUCCUCUCAUCCCGUGUCUCUCUUCGCGACGCGAGCGCAAAGCAGGACAAGAUGAUGCUCGGCAUCGAACGGGAAAUCGUCAUCAUGAAGCUCAUCGAGCACCCCAAUUUGAUCGGUCUUUGGGAUGUCUACGAGACUUCGAAAGAAUUGUACCUCGUCAUGGAGUACGUCGCCGGCGGAGAGCUCUUCGACCACUUGGUCGCCAAAGGUAGAUUGAAGCCAGAUGAGGCGCGGUCCUACUUCCGUCAGAUCAUCUUCGGUCUCGACUUUUGCCACCAGCAUAAAAUCUGCCACCGUGACUUGAAGCCAGAGAAUCUGUUGCUGGACGCCACAAAGCAGAUCGUCAAGGUUGCCGACUUUGGUAUGGCCGCUCUGGGAUCUGGACCUAGCGGGCCGGUGUCUCUAGAAAAGAUGCUCGAGACCAGCUGCGGCAGUCCGCAUUAUGCUUCGCCGGAGAUUGUCAGCGGCAAGGCAUACAGGGGCGACGCUAGCGAUAUCUGGUCUUGCGGCAUCAUUCUCUUCGCCUUACUCUGCGGACGCUUGCCGUUUGACGAUCCCAACAUUCAGGUUCUCCUUAGCAAGGUCAAGCGCGGUCGUUUUGAGAUGCCAGCAUUCCUCGAACCAGGCGCCAAGGAUUUGAUCUCUCGCAUGCUUGAGAUCCAACCCGAACGACGUCUGCGAAUGGAUCAGAUCAUGAGGCACCCUUGGUUCACCAAUGGUGGCCGCGAGUCUUCGUACAAUCCCGUCCAGCCCCUUCUCGGACGCGAUGAGACUGGUCAAUUAGAACGCAUGGACCCUUCGACGAUUGAUGUGGAGCUGCUCGGCAACCUCAAGACCCUCUGGCCUGAAUACGACGAACGGAUGCUCAUGACGGAACUUUGUGGCAGCGAAGAUAACUGGCCAAAGAUCUUCUACUCUCUGUUGAUGCGCCAUCGCGAGGAGCAUGGAGGGGAUGACGAUGAGGAGCCUGAGCCUGAGCCUGAGCCCGAACUCGAGCCCGGGCCCGUCAGGGCACCCUCUCGACAACGCAGCGGCCACAGCCUCGGAGUCGCCUUGGGUAUACCUGCCUCUGUUGCUGCGGAAGAGAGCCAGGGCUCGACAUUUCUCAAGACCAGCAAACAGGAACGCGCGCGUCCCCGUCGCUCCAACGAUAAUGGCUCGUCUUCUUCUUCGCGCUCGCGCUCGGCACGCGCUGAUGGCUCCACUUCGUCUGGCUCAUCCAUAGAGGCAAAUGCACCAGCACAGCACGGCUCUCGCCCUGUCUCUCCGGUGCGAGGUACUCAGCCUAGCAGCGCUCAGAACGACCGAUUGAGUGCCGCUCAUCCGCAAUACGCUCACGGCUCUGCGCCCAGCUCCCCUGCCAAAAGCUUCGUGUCGACAUUAGGUCGCCAAGCAAACGCCUCGCCAACGCCAAGUCGUGCAAACUCUAUCGACUCUCGUCGGUCUCCUGCUGGGCCCCGCACCGGAGGACGCUCACCCGAUCGCACUGCGCUCGACACGGGUCGUAAGCCUCUGCUUUCCCCUACGCGUGCCAGCGGCGAAAAAGACGCUCAUCGUACACCAGUAAAGGGCGUCGUUCUUUCUCGCCCCAACACUUCCCCGAGCAGACCUGACGACAAAACGCCAUCGCGGGCAAACACGGCCCGCACGCCUGAGCUGACACCAAAGCCUCUUGCGCGCACGUCUACGUCGCCGAGCAAGGCAUCUCCAACUGGACGCCCCGCAAGCAUCGUUCGAGGUGGCAGCAGUCGAGGAGAGGCCAGUGGUCAAAGCAUCUGGAAGGACAUCACCGAACAGCUUGCAAACCUUGGAAGCUCGGACACAGCGCAAGCGCGCCCAAGUGUCCCUCGACACAACUCCAGGAGCAGCCGUAGCCGCGCAAACUCUGGUAUCGGGGCUCGCCUGACGGCUACCCCUAAAGGCGAGGACGAUCACCAGAACCAAUUUGAAGAUGCUGACGAGGACAGCGAUGAUGCGGGCGAUCACGGUAGCGUUCAGAGCGGAUCAGAGUCUAGCGGCUAUCCCUAUACCCCAACUUCGCCGAUGCCACCGACGUUCCCAAGCCCUGCGGUGAACACUGCUCCUCUCUCGGUAGUGGACAAGGAGCACCGCGCUUCUACUCGUGCCGUUCCCAAGCCUGCGGCCCCGACGGGCUCGCGUCCGAACAGCAUCUUCCACUUCAAGAACGACUCGACGCCUGCAGUCGAACGCCAGCCGACUUUGGGCAGAAGACGCAGUCUUUUGGGUGUGAGGCGCAAGAGCUCCUCUACGGCUGAUCAGACUCAGACAGCAGCCUAUGAAGCUCAGUCUGCUCGUUCGUCUGUCGCCUACGAGCGUCUCCAAGACGCUGGAGCUGCACGCCAGGCUGCUUUGGCAGCUGGUGCCGUUGGUGCGCGAGGUCCGACGCGACUGCAACAGCAGAAGAAUGCAGGACUUGGACUGGACCUUGCCACGCUCAACAAGAAUGUGCAGAACCCCUUGGCAGCCAAUGCAUCGGUGCCAGGUACGCCAGCAUCAGUAGCAAGCAGUUCGGGCGGCGCACCAAACAGCCCCAAGCAGAGCUGGUUCACCAGCCUGUUCCAGUGGAAGACGGUGCAUCACACUCUGUACUCCGUCGAAAACUUUUCGGUGACGCACAACGAGGUGAAGCGCAUCCUGCAGACGUGUCCAGGUGCAAAAGUUUAUGUGGAGGACUCGGAAAACGCCAACGUGCUCAAGUGCUCCUUGCCCGAGAUCAGGGAUGGAGGAGGAAGCAUCUCUGCUUCCAAGCCUCUACGCUUCCGGGUCGAAUUUGCCGCCAUGUCCCUAAGCCACACGGCCACCAAUGUGGGAGCUUCGCCCGCGCUCAGUGUGGGAUCCAACGGUAGUCGAUUCGGAGCUGCAAGCCCGGCAUUGAGCAACCACUCGGGCAAGAGCGGCGCUUCGGCCCAACGCGAAAACGUCAUGUACUCGACCAGCUGCCACAUGGUGCAUGAAAAGGGCUCUGCCACCGCUUUCAGAUCUCUGUGCGAACAAUUGCGCAGACAGUGGACGCUUGGCGGUCCUUCCACUCCUGCCAGCCCUGCACCUGGUGCGGUCGGGUUUGGCCUCGGCGUAUCCAUGACGGGUCGUUGA
Messenger RNA from Ceraceosorus guamensis, 3564 nucleotides. RefSeq names its product Pkinase-domain-containing protein. Gene Ontology annotation, molecular function: protein serine/threonine kinase activity; ATP binding; tau-protein kinase activity. Lineage: Eukaryota; Fungi; Basidiomycota; Exobasidiomycetes; Ceraceosorales; Ceraceosoraceae. The coding region runs from base 1 to 3564 and encodes 1187 amino acids. The transcript is spliced from 3 exons. The record is from RefSeq and is a predicted model, not a curated record. Gene Ontology annotation, cellular component: cytoplasm. Gene Ontology annotation, biological process: intracellular signal transduction; microtubule cytoskeleton organization; protein phosphorylation.